This is a messenger RNA of Entrophospora candida, 1024 nucleotides long. NCBI's taxonomy places the organism in Eukaryota, Fungi, Glomeromycota, Glomeromycetes, Entrophosporales, Entrophosporaceae. The record is from the annotation of a GenBank genome assembly.
ACAAGGAAACUUUGAUGUUAAGAAAGAUAAAACUUCUGCUGCUGGUUACAUUCAUGAUUUUGAAUUUCAACGUUGUUCGAAGAAAAAUAUUGAUACUUUGAGAAUUUGGCCAACCAACGAAGAAAUUUAUGAUGCAAUAAGAAUUGGGUAUAAACAAGCAACAGUUUUCAACAAAUUUUUAGGAAUAAGAUUAUUGGAAAAUGAAAUUCCCACCAUUUUUCCAAUAUUACAUGAUGAUGAACCAAAUACAUCUGAAAUAGAUGAAAGUGGUAAUAAUUUAAAUAAUCAACUUGUUGAUGAAUCAUGGACUGAUGUGGCAGCAGAGGUAGCAAAAAUUGCACAGUUAGUAGCUAAUGAUGAUAAUAUUACUUUUGAGGAAGAAAAUAAUAUUUCAAAAACAGAAAUCAGUUUUAUUUUAGAUAAUGAAACUUUAAUUGAAGAUAUAGUUUUACCUGAUCAAAUUGAAUUUGAUAUAGAAUUAAUUAGUCAAAAUAAUAUUUUAAAUAUUUCUAAUAUUAUAAAAUUAAGAGAAUUGCAUAAUGCUUUUUCAAGAUCAGAAAAACCUAGUCAGAAAUUCAAUUACAGUGAAUUAUUAAAUGAUGACAAUAAUAUUGAUAGGAAUUCAGCAAAUUCAAUUAUUACAGAAAUGUUGCAAAAUGACAAUAUAGAAGUGAAUAGAUCAAGAAUAUCUCGUUGGACUGGAAGAAGGAGGAUAGCAGAUGUUAUUCCCAUUCCACAGAAUUUAAUUGUUAACGAUAUUGGAAUUGCUAAUGUCAGUUCAUUUCAUCCAUUAGUAGAAAAUGGAUAUUUAUUAUUUAUUAUUGAUGAACAAUUAGUAGUUGGAAAAGUGAUUUCUAUGUUUAAAUUAAUUGGGAAUAGACAUGCUUAUGUAUCUAAUUCUAUUGAUUCCAUUGAUGUUUUAUCUUAUAUUUCUAUAAUUGCAUUUGUUAGAAUCACAGAAGGUUUAUUUUCACAAAAAUGUGAAUUAGGUGGAAACUUAUAUGUGCAUAUCAAGCCUUCACAA